Molecule: messenger RNA, 3177 nt
Organism: Rhizoctonia solani
Lineage: Eukaryota; Fungi; Basidiomycota; Agaricomycetes; Cantharellales; Ceratobasidiaceae
Product: sulfite reductase (NADPH) flavoprotein alpha-component
Exons: 3
Coding region: 1-3177 (1058 amino acids)
Cellular component (GO): cytosol
Molecular function (GO): FMN binding; flavin adenine dinucleotide binding; sulfite reductase (NADPH) activity
Source: RefSeq, a predicted model, not a curated record
AUGUCCGGAGUUUCAACCCCUCUCAGCAGUUCCUCAACUCUCACUGGCCCCCUUAGCGAGCCAUCCUCGCCCAAGGGUCAAAAGGGGGGUUUGAACGCAUACGAUACUGUUUCACCCCAUACUGCUCCAGGAACUACUACAACCAGUCCUGUUGCCUAUACCAUCGAGGCUCUUGCGGCUCAACAUAGCAGCUCUGUUGUGGUAUUCGACCUAGCAGAGCAAGCCGGUUUUGGGGUACGCAUUACACAAUGGGCCGAAGAGACUGAUGUCAAGGUGACUCGUGCACAAACACGAGCAGGUGCUGGACUUGGACUCGUCGGAAGACUGAGUGAAGGAACGAGUGAGGAUGGUGCGCGGGCCACCAAGGGUGCAAUCACUGCAUUCACGACUCCCGAGGGACUUGCCCAAAUGGUCCCUGCGCUCUCUAUUCUUCCAGCUCCUUCGUCUUCAGGUCGCUUGGUCAUCCAGGUUGCAGCUGUCACUCCCACUCCCACACUCGAGCUGACACCGACUCUUGCUCCUGCUGCUCGAGCCCUUGCAUCUUUAGGGUCUGAUUUCACUGUCCUCAUUUCCUCAACCGCCCAAGAGGCUGCAGAAUUUGCGGCCCUCUCUUACUCACUCUCGAGCCAUGUCGUUCACGUAUUCGACCAUUCUGGAGCCACGCGCGAAACCGGCAAAUCGGUGUUCCCUGAAGUUGCUAGUGCCACUUCCACUCUAUCUGAGCUUUCCAGUUUUGCCCAGUUCACUUACACUGGGAAUUCUGACGCUGAGGUUGCGCUUGUUCUCCUCAACGGUCCUCUUGCAGCUCUUGCGCGUUUAUUGGCCAGCCACGCUCCAGGCCUUGGUGUCGUUUCCGUUCGUGCCCUCUCCCCAUGGAACAUAGAGGCUCUUCGCAAAGCUCUUCCCGAAUCCGUCAAGAAAGUUCACGUUGUAGAGGAGGUUCCCAACGGCUCCGGUUCCGGUCCACUGUUCGGCGAUGUUUUGACUUCCGGACUCUCCAAUGUCUCCGUUCGUGGCCACCGCGUUCCCUCAAAACGAUCCGAGGCGUUCCACAAUUCUGCAAAUGCUUUUGCACAGUUCAUUACUGAAAUUACAUUGAUACCCUCCAGCCUCGCGCAGGGCGCCAAAUACAAGAGCCUUGCGUUCCUGUCUACUCCGACCGCUGCCUCCCUGACGCACCUUCCUCAAAUUACCGCACACACUUUCCUCACCCAGGGAGGCCCUAUCGCUGCGCGUCUACUCCCUGUUUACGAUGCCUUUGCAUCUUCCCAAGGCGCCGUCAUUUCACGACUUGUGCUCACUCCCUCGAAUGAUGAACACCUUUCAAAAGCGCCGGUCUCCAGCAUCGCGAGCCUAGAAAAACAAGUCGACUGUCUUACUAUUGUUGACCCUAGUUUACUUGCAUCUCACAACACCUUCACCCUCGUCAAGGACGGUGCUCCAGUGCUCGUACUUGCCAGUGGGGGAGCUCCUGAAGUGGCCUCGCGCCUUCCGAGGGAAGCUAUCGAGGAUAUAAACGCACGAGGGAUCCGGGUAUAUACCUUUGAUGUCGAGAAUGCUGCGGCCGAGAUCGGCGACAGCGGCUCGGACGCCUCGCUUUUACAAACCGCGCUCGCUCAUCUCGUUCUCCUACGUAUUUACCUCGGAGCUACGGCUACUCCCGCUGCUGUACAGACUCUUUCAGCUAGGAUCUACGGAGAUGUUGUUGCAGGUGUUUCCAGCACGGUUGCCUGUGAUGCUGCUUGGUCAGGCUUGGUCGGCGUUGAGAUUCCUGUUCCCGAGCCGUUGGCCGAGGACGCUACGCCGCCCAAGAAGCUCGCCGCUUUUGCCUUCAACGCCCUCAAUCUCGACGAUCCUGCAUACGAUGGCAGACCAGCUCCCGCGAUCCCUAUACUUGGCUCAUGGGCCGAGGCAGCGAAGCGAUUGAUAUUCCGCGAGGCGUUUUCCCCAGCUGUUUCGUCGUCGACUCAAGUCGCUCAUGCCACUGACCCAGCAUUGCGGCCAGAUCUUACUGAAGAGCGAUUCCUCGUUACUUGCACCGUCAACAAACGCCUUACGCCACUCACCUAUGAUCGCAACGUAUUCCACCUCGAGUUUGACACCGCUGGAACGGGCCUGAAAUAUGCUAUUGGUGAAGCUUUAGGCGUGCAUGGAUGGAACGACGAGGCCGAAGUCCUCGAAUUCUGCGAGUGGUACGGUGUCGAUCCCAAGUCGAUAAUCACUCUUCCUGCUCCAGGCAAUCCAAGCCAAACGCACUCGCGCACUGUUUUCCACGCACUUCAACAACAAAUCGAUCUAUUUGGCCGUCCGCCAAAGGGCUUUUACGGUGCACUCGCUGAACACGCCAAAAAUCGCGACGAUGCUAUGGCUCUCCGUUUCAUUGCCGCACCCGAGGGGUCCGCUACAUUCAAAAAGCUGUCCGAGGGCGACACUGUGACAUAUGCGGACGUCUUGCGCCAAUUCCCCAGCGCUCGCCCUUCUCUGUCCGAACUGGCGACUCUUGUGGGCGAUAUCAAGCCGCGUCACUACAGCAUUGCUUCGGCCCAGAGUGCAGUUGGAGACCGCGUAGACUUGCUAGUCGUUACUGUCGACUGGGUAACUCCAAGCGGUUCUCCUCGCUAUGGUCAGUGCACACGUUACCUUGCUGGCCUCAAGGUCGGCCAAAAAGUGACCGUGUCCAUCAAACCAUCUGUCAUGAAGCUUCCUCCUGAUGAUAUGCAACCUAUAAUCAUGGCGGGUCUCGGCACUGGCGCCGCGCCUUUCCGCGCAUUCAUCCAGCAUCGUGCUCUGCUUGUCUCCCAAGGCAAACCCGUUGGCCCUCUCAUCUACUACUUUGGCUCCCGCCAUCGAUCGCAAGAAUAUCUUUAUGGAGAGGAACUCGAAGCGUACAUCGCUGAUGGCAUCAUCACCCACGCCGGACUUGCCUUUUCUCGAGAUACCAAGAAGAAAGUUUAUAUCCAACACAAGAUGCGCGAAGAUAGCGAAAUGCUCGGCAAAAUGCUCGCAGGACCUGACAAGGGUGUCUUCUAUCUCUGCGGGCCGACGUGGCCUGUUCCCGACGUAUAUGCAGCAUUGAUUGAUUCGUUGGUUCAGUUUGGAGGCAAGACCCAAGAAGAGGCUGCCCAGUACCUUGAGGACCUGAAAGAAGAAGAGCGAUAUGUAUUGGAAGUUUAUUAG